AUGGCUGCAAAGUUGCUGCAUUCUUUAGCUGAUGAUAAUCAAGAUCUGCAGAAGCAGAUUGGUUGUAUGACUGGAAUUUUUCAACUUUUCGAACGGCAUCAGAUACUCACGGCUCGCCAGAAGAGACUUGCUUCUGGUAAUUUGCAUUUCAGUGAUGGAAGCAUGGAAAGAGAUUCUGAUAGCAAUCAUAGUCUACAACAUCGACAAAUAGCAAAUGAUACGAGCUUAAACCGGGGUGUCAAUGAAAAGCAAAGAGUUUCGACGGAAUCAUCAAGAGCAUCAUUCUCGUCUUGUUCAUCAUCGUUGUCUUCUUUGGACUUUAAGGCUGAAGUUGAGACUUCAUUUGAAAUUCCUUCACGGGAAACAUUUAUGAACCAACCGUCUAUCUCUCCCCGUUUUGGACGUCAUUCACUUGAUCUACGUGAUGUUGUGAAGGAUUCAAUGUAUAGGGAUCCUCGAGCGCUAUCUUCAAAAUCUACAUCCAAAGAGCAAUCUUCUGUUCAUGCCAUGAAGCAUAGGGAUUCACCACGACCUCUUCAUCAGUCGAAAUAUGUUGAUAGAUCUUAUGGUGUUGAAAUAGACGAGAAGCAAAUUUUGCCUAUUGAUCUAAAGGAGUCUAUUCGUGUCCUUUCGAAGCUUCGAGAAGCACCUUGGCACUAUGGAGAUACUACUAGAGAACUUCCAAGAUCGUUGCAUGAAGUAAAAGAUGGACACUGGAAUUCCGUCUCCAAGGAUGCUCCUUGGUUAGCUUAUGAUGGAAGAGAAAUGAGUCGUUUGUCUUUUGAAUCGCGGGAGACGAUCAAAUCCACGCCAAAGCUAAAAGAAUUUCCUAGGCAUUCACUCGAUAGUAAGGAAGGUUCGUGGCGCACUUAUAACUCUGAUUCGAAGCCUAACCAUGGCUCGAGAAACGUUUACGGCGCCACCUCCACCUCCAAUGAAAAAUUCUCUAGUCCGCCACAGUCUUCAUCAACACAAAAUCGGCUACCAAGUGUUGUUGCAAAACUAAUGGGCUUGGAAGCAUUACCUGAUUCGUCUUCAGUCGGCGAAACCCAAUCAGGUUCAACUGAAACUUACUCAGUUCAAGGUAACGGUCAGAUUCCAAGAUUAUCGAAAAAUGGAUUCAUAAAACCGCUUCGAGUUUCCAACUCGCCAAAAAUGUCAUCAAAAGAUCCGAUUUCGCCAAGGCGGAAAAAUCCUGACGUGGUUAUGAGACCAGUUUCUAGUUCAAAGUUUCCGAUUGAACCAGCACCUUGGAAGCAACAUGACGCAAAUAGAAAUUCUCAGAAACCAAGUUUAAGGACAACGAAAGCUCAAGCAAGAACACCGGAAUCAUUUCCUUCGGUUUAUAGUGAGAUAGAGAAGAGAUUGAAGGACCUUGAAUUCAAACAAUCUGGAAGAGAUCUUAGAGCACUAAAGCAGAUACUAGAAGCAAUGCAAGAAAAGGGGCUGUUAGAGAGCCGAAAAGACGACCAGGUUCCAAACGCAGGUGGAAGUCGAGGUGACUAUGAACCGAAACCUACAAAUCUAAAUCACAAUUCAAGGUCGGGAAAGCAACAAAAUCAUCAGAGAAACAAUUUUCUGUCAUCUACAAUCAAGGGAGGUGACUCAGCAAGAGCUUUUGAUUCUCCAAUAGUGAUAAUGAAACCGGCAAAACUUGUUGAAAAAUCCGAGAUCUCGGCUUCUUCAGCUAUUCCAAUCGGUGGUUUUUCUGCUUCCCAUAAUAGAAACAACAUAUCUUCUCCUCUAAAAGAUCAGUCUCCGAAGAAUAUUCGCAGGGAUGCUUCUCCGAGUUCCACCGAAAAGAAAACAAGUAUUACCAAGACUACUGGAUUAUCACAUUCUCAAUCAAGGUCUCAAAAAUUCCCAAAAGAAAGUAACCAAAGUCCAGUGAAGAAUUCAGGUUCCGUGAGUCCGAGAUUGCAACAGAAGAAGUUGGAGUUAGAGAAGCGAUCUCGUAUACCUACUUCACCAUCAGAUCCAAACAAAUCAAGAAGACAAUCUGGUAAAAAGGCACCGGAAUCGGUUUCCCCGGGUGGAAAAGUACGACACAAAGACAAAGUCGUCAACUCACAGCAUAGUGAAGAGCAAAUGAGUGAAAUAAGCAAUGAUUCUCGAAAUUUUUACCAAGGAGAUGAAAUUUCUCUUCCAUCAGACGGCAUCACCGUCAACUCAAAAGUGGAUAUUGAAGUCACUAGUAGUUUACGGACUAACGUAACCGAUGUCAGCCAAAGUCCGUCCUUGAAAGCUAUGAAGCAAUUGGUUUCAGAAACAGUUCAGAAAAAAUCAACUCCAAUGUUGGAUGAAGAUGAUACAAUUCAGGAACUUGCAACAAAGUCCCUGGAACAUCCAAGUCCUAUCUCGGUUCUCGAUGGAUCUGUGUACACAGACGAUGCUGCAUCGCCAGUAAUGCAGAUAUCUAAAGAUCCAAAAGCUGGUAAUGAUCAAGAAUCCAAAGACAAUGAUGUCAAAGAUCAAUGGAAGCCCGAUGAUGGCCUUUCAUUUAACAGCACAGGAUCCGGAGAGAUCAAUCGCAAGAAAUUGCAAAGCAUCGAUCACCUCGUUCAGAAGCUUAGACGGCUAAACUCAAGCCAUGACGAAGCUAGAAACGAUUACAUUGCUUCACUAUGCGAAAACUCAAAUCCUGACCACCGAUACAUAUCUGAAAUACUACUAGCCUCAGGUCUCUUACUCAGAGACCUGAGUACUGAAUUCCUGACAUUUCAACUACACUCAUCGGGUCAUCCUAUUAACCCGGAGUUAUUCCUUGUCUUGGAACAAACCAAAGCAAGUAGUUUGCUUUCAAAAGAAGAAACCACCACCUUAGAAAAAUCCGCUUUCUCAAAGCAAAACGCUGAGAAAUUUCACCGAAAACUCAUCUUUGACUCCGUAAACGAAAUCCUCGGUGCAAAACUAGGCUAUUCUUCCGAACCAUGGUUUCAACCCAACAAACUCACAAAGAAAAACCUUAGUUCUCAAAAGCUUCUCAAAGAACUAUGCUUCGAGAUAGAAAAAGUCCAAGCCAAGAAAACUGAAACCUGCCUAGAAGACGACGAAGAGGACGACGGUCUAAAGAGUUUGCUGUGUGAAGAUGUGAUUCAUGGAUCAGAAUGUUGGGAAAAUUUCAAUGGUGAAAUACCUGGAGUUGUGUUGGAUGUUGAGAGAUUGAUAUUCAAGGAUUUGGUGAAUGAUAUUGUGAUUGGUGAAGCUGCUGGUUUGCGAGUCAAGUCGUCGGUUCGGCGCAGGAAACUGUUUGGAAAGUAG
Lathyrus sativus (Indian pea) is the source of this 3261-nucleotide messenger RNA. NCBI's taxonomy places the organism in Eukaryota, Viridiplantae, Streptophyta, Magnoliopsida, Fabales, Fabaceae. The record is from the annotation of a GenBank genome assembly.